AUGGAGCAUUCAGCUUUUUAUCAAAUUACCAUGGCAAAACGGAAACGUGCAGAAUCCUCGCCAAAUGCUCCUCUCAGUGCUUUCGCUGCUCGUCACUUGAAUCGAGAAAACAAAACCACGAAAGACAAAAAGAAGAAAGGGAAAAGAAGUGAAUCUCCAAACGAAGAUGCUGAGCAGCCUGUAGAAAGCGUAGAAGAAAAUCCUACUUCUUUAAGUGACCAUUCUGCUUCCAAACAAGCUUCGUUUCAAGUUUUAGUUCCCGGAAUUGAUCGUUCUGGCAGAAACGGUAUUGAUCAACCAGUGCCUUCUCAUGAAAUUGAAGACAAAAAUGGGAGUGACAAACCCUCUAUGUCAUCUUCCGUACAUACUACGGAGACUGUACCUUCACGCGCAGAAGAGAAAUCUCCUUCUUCCUUGCCCGCCUCUCCUUCGUUAGUGGAGGCUGAUGUGGAGUCGAGACCCAACACACCGUCUUCUUCGCUCAAUACAUCUUUUCAAAAACAGGAGUCGGGAUAUCCAUACACAGUUUUGACGGAAGAGAACUCUGUCCGAAUCGGCAAUGUCUUGUUUGUCGGAUUGCACUAUGGAGAAAAACUGGCUUUGGUGGGGACCUACUUGUUUGCGUGUGCUCGUGGAUGUCUUAGUUUAUUUGGCGCUUUGUAUGCAUCGCGUCCCAAAGAUGAAAAGUGUCGUACUUGGCGUUCUUUAAAUGUCCCGUUAGUGUAUCCUACUCCUGUUUUCGUUUCUGAGAAUAUUUCCGAUACGUCCUUUACAAAAAAGCCCACCGAACUCACCGACCCUUCCUCACAGGCAAGUCUCCCUGCGAUGGAUUCCGCAGAAAAUACCAGCUUAUCUGACCUCGAAAACGCCUUACACGUAAAUAUAGACUCUCUGCUUCUCUCCUUUGAAACAUUAUUAGUGUUCAAAGUGAAUGACCUCGGUAUAUCUAAAAUCCCUCGUGUUUGUCCCUUUGCUAAGCGGCUCUUCAAUAUGCCUUCUCUUUUAGAAAAUGCAUCAUCCCUGUCCUCAGCCUUUGAAAUCAUACCGGAUUCUUGGAAAGCCUUUGCUGACUCGAUGCUUUCCACGUAUGCUUCAAGCAAGCAUACUCCUCCAAAAUUAUUAGUUUGCGGACCUAAAGGUGCAGGCAAAAGUACUUGUUGUCGAUAUGUUACGAACCGCUUAUUAAAUUUCACAGACUAUGUUGCAUUUUUAGAUAUUGAUCCAGGUCAACCGGAAGUUGUUCCAGUUGGUAACAUUUCGUUGUACUUUAUGGACUCCCCUCUUCAGGGUCCUGCUUUUAGUCGCUUGCCUCCUAAUGCUCGGUGUUUUCGAGUUCAUACUGGUGAAAGUACUCCUCAGAGGGAUCCAACUCACUAUCUUGCUUCUACGUACAGGCUUUUCGUAGAAUACCAAAAGUUCAACUUCGAACGAGAGCUUGAGGGUAAGCCCCCUAUCUCGCUGAUUGUAAAUUGUCCAGGAUGGAUAAAAGGAGGGGGCGCUGAGCUUCUUUUCAAUCUUGUUAACCAAAUUUCGCCCACUGAAGUAGUUUACCUCAGUAGGAAUUAUCAGAGAGUCAACACCUCUGAUAGAAAAGGUAUUUUCCAGUAUAAAGAAGGUAUCCCGGAGUUUUUACUACAAGCAACCCCUUUUACGUUUUCUCAAUUGGAAUCAUCUUGGCAGUAUUUACCUGACUCUAGUGCGCAUCGCAUGUCCUCUGCUGACAAUCGCACUUUAGGGCUUUUAAGCUACCUAUAUUUUGACUUACAGCAUAGUACUUGGGAUUUUUCAAGGAGUCUGGCAUCACAUCAGCCUCUGGCAACAGCAUACAAUGGUUCACAACAGGGCAUAGACGCAAUAAAUAUCAUUGGGGAACCAUUAAAUCUACUGGAUGUUUCAAAAGCCAUCAAUGGUACUCUAUUGGCACUUUGCGCAUACGAAGUAUCAAAUGAGAAAGAGUGGAAUGAUAAUCAGAUUGCUAAAACGCCCGAGGGAAUACCUGUACUCAUCAACGAUGGUCUUCCCUUGGAUCCAGCCAAUGCCCAGUGCUUUGGAUUAGUCUUACUUCGGACUAUUGAUUUGGUAAAAAAGGAAUUUCAUUUGGUAGGACCGAUUAAUUUGGACUUAUUGGCAGAUGCAGAUUCAAAAGGAAUGAAAUUUGUUCUUGAACGUGGCCGUCUUGAAUCGCCGCUUUCUACCAUGCUCGAUAGACGUUUGGUGAUUUACCCCGAGUUACCGUACCUCGAGAGGAAUCACGCUUCAGUAGCCGCAGGCUCUCAACGAAGACGUGUCCGACGCAACAUCAACCGUCGUACUGGUCUAACAGGUCAAUGA
Molecule: messenger RNA, 2331 nt
Organism: Schizosaccharomyces osmophilus
Lineage: Eukaryota; Fungi; Ascomycota; Schizosaccharomycetes; Schizosaccharomycetales; Schizosaccharomycetaceae
Gene: grc3
Product: polynucleotide 5'-hydroxyl-kinase Grc3
Exons: 2
Coding region: 1-2331 (776 amino acids)
Biological process (GO): cleavage in ITS2 between 5.8S rRNA and LSU-rRNA of tricistronic rRNA transcript (SSU-rRNA, 5.8S rRNA, LSU-rRNA)
Cellular component (GO): nucleus
Molecular function (GO): polynucleotide 5'-hydroxyl-kinase activity
Source: RefSeq, a predicted model, not a curated record